UCUUGGCGAAGGGGGGAUCAGGAAGUGCGGACCGCGGCGGCGGCGGCGGCGGCGGCGGCUGAGCCCGGAGCCCGGAGCGGAGGCCGGAGGCGCCCGGCCCGCCGGCCCCGGAGCGGAGCGGAGGAUGCAGCAGCCGCAGCCGCAGGGGCAGCAGCAGCAGCCGGGGCCGGGGCAGCAGCUGGGGGCGCUGGGGCAGGGGCUGGCGCUGGGGCAGGGGCAGGGGCAGGGGGCGGCGCCGGGGGCCGGGGGCGGCCCGGGGGGGGGCCCGGGCCCGGGGCCCUGCCUGAGGCGGGAGCUGAAGCUGCUCGAGUCCAUCUUCCAUCGUGGCCACGAGCGCUUCCGCAUUGCCAGCGCCUGCCUGGACGAGCUGAGCUGCGAGUUCCUGCUGGCCGGGGCCGGGGCCGGGGCGGCGGGGGCGGCGCCCGGGCCGCACCUCCCCCCGCGGGGCCCCGCGCCCGGGGAGCCCGUCCGCAUCCACUGCAACAUCACGGAAUCUUAUCCUGCGGUGCCCCCAAUCUGGUCUGUGGAGUCUGAUGACCCUAACUUGGCUGCCGUUCUGGAGAGACUUGUGGAUAUAAAGAAAGGGAAUACUCUGCUGUUGCAGCAUCUGAAGAGGAUCAUCUCUGACUUGUGCAAACUGUACAACCUUCCUCAGCAUCCAGAUGUUGAGAUGCUAGACCAGCCCCUGCCAGCUGAGCAGUGCACACAAGAAGAUGUUUCUUCUGAAGAUGAAGAUGAAGAGAUGCCUGAGGAUACAGAGGACCUAGAUCACUAUGAAAUGAAAGAAGAAGAGCCAGCUGAAGGGAAGAAGUCUGAGGAUGAUGGCAUUGGGAAGGAGAACUUGGCCAUAUUAGAGAAAAUUAAAAAGAACCAGAGGCAAGAUUACUUAAAUGGCGCAGUGUCUGGCUCGGUGCAGGCCACUGACCGGCUGAUGAAGGAGCUCAGGGAUAUUUACCGAUCACAAAGUUUCAAAGGCGGAAACUAUGCAGUCGAACUAGUAAAUGAUAGCCUGUACGAUUGGAAUGUCAAACUCCUCAAGGUUGACCAGGACAGCGCUUUGCACAACGAUCUCCAGAUCCUCAAAGAGAAAGAAGGAGCUGACUUCAUUCUCCUCAACUUUUCUUUUAAAGACAAUUUUCCCUUUGACCCGCCAUUUGUCAGGGUUGUCUCUCCAGUCCUCUCAGGAGGGUAUGUUCUGGGCGGAGGUGCCAUCUGCAUGGAACUUCUCACCAAACAGGGCUGGAGCAGUGCCUACUCCAUAGAGUCCGUGAUCAUGCAGAUCAGUGCCACCCUGGUGAAAGGGAAAGCACGAGUACAGUUUGGAGCCAACAAAUCUCAAUACAGUCUGACAAGAGCACAGCAGUCCUACAAGUCCCUGGUGCAGAUCCAUGAAAAAAAUGGCUGGUACACACCCCCCAAAGAAGACGGCUAACCCCGGAGUCUCUCCCUCCUCCCUCCCCAGGCACCACUGGACCAAUUACCUUGGAAUGCUGUAUUUGGAUCUUACGCUGCCUCUGUGGUUCCCUCCCUCACUCACUCUUUUCCUGGACGUGAUAGCUCUGCCUAUUGCAGGACAAUGAUGGCUAUUCUAAACGCUAAGGAAAAAACAAACACAGAACUGUUUAAGAUAUUCAAGACUGACUUACAAACCAACCAACCACCUUGCUGGAACCCUUGCUAGCAGACAUUCUUAUAAAAGAAACUUUUGAGCCUUCUUAUAUUGCUGGAAAUUCAGCUGUGCUCCUGACUAGAGCAGCCUCCUUACCUAUGCUAUGGAUUUUUAAUUUAUUUUCUCUUAUUUCAUGUACACUGCUUUUUUUGGUUACAGUGUAUGAUGGAUGUGUAUGGAAAAAAAAUGUAUCUUUGGGAAAACAAUUACAGUUUGUUAAUUUGAA
Messenger RNA from Monodelphis domestica (gray short-tailed opossum), 1895 nucleotides. It is a transcript of the gene UBE2Q1, whose product is annotated as ubiquitin conjugating enzyme E2 Q1. Lineage: Eukaryota; Metazoa; Chordata; Mammalia; Didelphimorphia; Didelphidae. The record is from RefSeq and is a predicted model, not a curated record.